Molecule: messenger RNA, 773 nt
Organism: Saitoella complicata NRRL Y-17804
Lineage: Eukaryota; Fungi; Ascomycota; Saitoellomycetes; Saitoellales; Saitoellaceae
Exons: 2
Coding region: 39-758 (239 amino acids)
Source: RefSeq, a predicted model, not a curated record
CCGAAACUGAAAAAAAACGGACAACGAAGGGAUCAAAGAUGUCGUUGAAGGAAGAAGUCGACUCCCUCGCAGAUGCCUUGGCACAGGCUUCCAUCCCUGACAAGAUCGAGGGAACGACCUCGAAGAACUUGGAGUUGUUCGAGUUUGACAAGGAGACGAAGAGCCGUAACAUCCGCGACGCUGUCGGUCCGCACGUUUCCGGCGCUUUUUACCGAGUGAAGUGGUUGAACGACACUCACGCCGUCCUCAUCUUCGAUUCCGAGGAGAUCGCUGCCAAGGCCCUCGCUUCUUACUGUGCUCUUCCCGAGUCCGAGCGCCCCCUCACCGGCGGUAUCCGCUACUACCUCGAGCCCCUCCCCGACCGUCAACCCCCUCCCGUCGACUCCCCCAUCGGUCGCCGCUAUGUCUCCCCCGCUAAGCGCAUGCCCACCAUCGCCACUACCCAGCCUGUCAUCCACAAGAACCCCUUCGCUUUCCUUGACGAGAGUGGCGAGGUUGUCGUUCCCAGCUCCCCCUCCCCCGCCUCCCCUGCCUCCCCCUCCGGAUCCCGACCCGGUACUCCUGAGGUUAGGCCACAGAAGACGGAUCAGGUCGCUAGGAGAAUGAUCGCCAAUGCGCUCGGCGUCAAGGUUGAGAGGACCCCGGAGCAGAGGGCGUAUGAUAGAACAAUCUUGGAGCAGGCUAGGAGACGGAAGGAGGAGGAUAGGAAGAAGAAGAAGCAGCCUGUUUUGGACGAGGAUGGUUGGGAGAUUGCGUAGAUGCAGUGUGCACAU